AUGACAUUUUUAGCAAAUGUCUACGGAUUCAGACUGCACAUAGAUACUCCGUUGCUUCUCAACAAUGAUUCAGAAGAGAACAAAUUUUACCACUAUGAACCGCCAAAUCGUGAAAAAGAUGAAGUUCAAAGCAGUCAAGAACAAUAUAGGCUCUCAAUUGAGGAAGUAGUUGAAGAGUUCAACACUAAUUUGUCAAAUGGAUUAUCACCGAAGGAAGCUGAGUCGAGGAUUUCCACUUAUGGUGCCAACAAUUUGGGAAAAGAGGACUCCAUAUCGUAUACCAAGAUCUUGGCACAUCAAGUAUUCAAUGCUAUGAUUUUGGUGUUGUUCAUCAGUAUGAUUAUUGCACUUGCUAUCAGAGAUUGGAUUUCAGGUGGUGUCAUUGGUUUUGUUGUUGGUAUAAAUAUCCUUGUUGGGUUUGUUCAAGAGGUUAAAGCUGAGAAGACAAUGGGGUCAUUGCGUAACUUGUCAUCACCAACUGCAAGAGUUACUAGAGAUGGUAGUGAUGUUACAGUCCCCGCUGAGGAAGUUGUCCCUGGUGAUAUUGUGCAUGUCAAAGUUGGAGACACAGUUCCCGCGGAUUUGAGGUUGUUUGAUUCCAUGAAUUUGGAAACUGACGAAGCAUUGUUGACGGGGGAGUCAUUGCCUGUACAAAAAAAUCACACUGUUGUGUAUGACGAUUAUUCCGUGCCUGUCCCAGUGGGUGACAGGUUAAACUUGGUUUAUUCAUCCUCGGUUGUUUCAAAGGGUAGAGGAUCGGGUAUUGUUUAUGCAACUGGGUUGAACACUGAAAUUGGUCAAAUUGCACAAUCUUUGAAAGGUGAUACUGGUUUGAUUCGCAAAGUUGACAGGUCAAAUGGUAAACCUAGAAAAAGAGACUACGGACGUGCUUGGGCAGGAACCGUUUACAACGUUGUUGGAAACAUUCUCGGUGUGACUGAGGGGACGCCGUUGCAAAAGAAACUUUCUUGGUUGGCAAUAUUCUUGUUUUGGGUGGCUGUUGUUUUUGCCAUUGUUGUUUUGGGCUCACAAAAGAUGAAUGUCACCAGGAACGUGGCCAUAUAUGCCAUUUGUGUUGCAUUGUCAAUGAUUCCGUCGUCACUUAUUGUAGUAUUGACCAUCACAAUGGCCAUUGGAGCUCAAGUGAUGGUGACAAAACAUGUCAUUGUGAGAAAGUUGGACUCGUUGGAGGCGCUAGGUGGUAUCAACGAUAUCUGUUCCGACAAGACGGGUACAUUAACACAGGGUAAAAUGAUUGCCAAAAAAGUCUGGUUGCCAAAUGUUGGUACAUUGGAAGUGCAAAACUCAAACGAGCCUUAUAACCCAACAGCAGGCGAUGUAAGGUAUGCACCAUAUUCACCGCUUUACAUUAAGCAGACUGAUGAAGAAAUUGAUUUCAAAAAGCCUUUCCCAGACCCAAUGCCACAAAGCAUGCACGACUGGCUAAUGACUGCCACUUUGGCCAAUAUCGCCACCGUCAACCAAAGCAAAGACGAAGAGCUGGGUGAAUUAGUUUGGAAAGCUCAUGGGGAUGCCACUGAAAUUGCCAUUCAGGUUUUCACCACCAGAUUGGGCUAUGCAAGAGAGUCGCUUGUUGACGGAUUUGACCAUGUUGCUGAGUUCCCCUUUGACUCAUCAAUUAAAAGAAUGUCGGCAGUUUACAAGGACAAGUCUGGAGAGACUAGAGUCUACACAAAAGGUGCCGUUGAAAGGGUUGUGCAAUUGUGCACCACAUGGUAUGGUGAAGGCAGUAAUGAUUCACAAGAAUUGAGAAAGUUGACUGAUGUUGACAAGCAAACCAUUGAAGGAAAUAUGUCUGCACUUUCAUCUCAAGGGUUGCGUGUAUUGGCGUUUGCUACUAGAUCCUGUGAUGGCGUUUGUGAUAGUCGUGACGCUGUUGAAUCCAACUUGAUUUUCCAAGGUCUUAUUGGCAUUUACGACCCACCAAGAGAAGAGACCCGUGAUUCGGUAAAGUUGUGUCAUCGUGCUGGUAUCAAUGUCCAUAUGCUUACUGGUGACCAUCCAGGUACUGCAAAAGCCAUUGCUCAGGAAGUUGGCAUCAUCCCUCACAACUUGUACCACUACUCAGAAGAGGUUGUCAAGGUAAUGGUUAUGACGGCUAACGAAUUUGAUGCUUUAUCGGAUAACGAAAUUGACAACUUGCCUGUAUUGCCAUUGGUAAUUGCUCGUUGCGCACCACAAACCAAAGUGCGUAUGAUUGAGGCGUUGCAUAGAAGAAAGAGAUUUGUGGCAAUGACUGGUGAUGGUGUUAAUGACUCCCCAUCUUUGAAGAAAGCCGAUGUUGGUAUUGCUAUGGGUAUGAAUGGGUCCGAUGUGGCAAAAGAUGCCUCCGAUAUUAUCCUUACUGACGACAACUUUGCCUCCAUUUUGAAUGCCAUUGAAGAGGGUAGAAGAAUGUCGUUGAAUAUUCAGAAAUUUGUUUUGCAAUUGUUGGCUGAAAACGUUGCCCAAGCUAUCUACUUGAUGGUGGGGCUUGUGUUUAUGGAUAAUGAUGGGUUCUCAGUGUUUCCGCUUGCUCCAGUUGAAGUUUUGUGGAUCAUUGUUGUCACUUCAUGUUUCCCAGCCAUGGGAUUGGGGCAAGAGAAGGCACAAUCUGAUAUCCUAGACUUGCCACCUAGCAACACCAUUUUUACGUGGGAAGUCAUUAUUGAUAUGUUUGCUUAUGGGAUCUGGAUGGCGGCUUGCUGUCUUGCUGCAUUUGUUGUUAUCCUUUACGGUAAAGGCAACGGAGAGUUGGGCUCAGAUUGCAACACUGGAUCUGGAGAGCAGUGUAAGUUGGUGUUCCAAAGUAGAUCAGGAGCCUUUGCCGCUUUCACUUGGUGUGCCUUAUUACUCGCGUGGGAGUGUAUUCACUUGAGGCGUUCCUUCUUCCACAUGCACCCUGAUUCGGAAAAACCAUGGUAUUUGCAAUUGGCGUCUGACUUAUGGGAGAAUCAAUUCCUCUUUUGGUCAAUCAUAUUUGGGUUUGCAACUGUUUUUCCCUUGGUGUAUAUCCCGGUCAUCAAUGACAAGGUGUUCUUGCAUGGACCAAUUGGAUAUGAAUGGGGUGUUGCCGUUGCUUUCACAGUGGCAUUCCUUAUUGGGGCGGAGGUCUGGAAGCUGAUCAAGAGGGUUUACUUCAGAGCGCAAUCGCGCAAGAGAAGUGAUAUUGAUGCUGGCGAUGUGUUUGAAAAGUACGCGUCAUUCAGCAAGGAGAACACCUUGGUUUAA
Molecule: messenger RNA, 3231 nt
Organism: Lodderomyces theae
Lineage: Eukaryota; Fungi; Ascomycota; Pichiomycetes; Serinales; Debaryomycetaceae
Exons: 2
Coding region: 1-3231 (1076 amino acids)
Biological process (GO): calcium ion transmembrane transport; intracellular calcium ion homeostasis
Cellular component (GO): plasma membrane
Molecular function (GO): ATP binding; ATP hydrolysis activity; P-type calcium transporter activity
Source: RefSeq, a predicted model, not a curated record